Molecule: messenger RNA, 4637 nt
Organism: Humulus lupulus (European hop)
Lineage: Eukaryota; Viridiplantae; Streptophyta; Magnoliopsida; Rosales; Cannabaceae
Exons: 8
Coding region: 390-4214 (1274 amino acids)
Source: RefSeq, a predicted model, not a curated record
CAUCGUCUUCAACCAAAAACCCCUUACGUCCCCUUCCUCUUUUUUUUUUUUUUUUUCUUUUUCGUUUUCUUGAAAUCUUUUUUCAAUUUUCCCACCUUCCAAACACCCCCAAUCCGCCUAUCUAAUUGAAAUUGGAUUCACCUCCAAUUCAAUCCAUUUGGAUCCACCCAAAACCUUAGCUUUUCUUGGUUUUUCGAUCCGAAAGUAACCUAUCGGUUUACUUUUUCUUUCGUUUGGGUUUAUUUUUUAUUUUCUGUAUUGGAUUCAUUGAGAUGAUUUGUUUUGUAUCGGAUUCGAUCCGUAUCGGGCCUUGGAUGAGAAUGGGCACCAUUUGUGGCGAAUGAUUUUUUAUUUUUUUAUAUUUUUUUCUCUAUGAGAGUUUGAACAAAAUGCCCGGUUUAGCGCAGAGGAAUGACCAAUUCAGUAAUGGGUCAUCGCAGAUGUACUCGCUUUCUUCGCCCAAUAGUUUUUGGUCGAAGCACCGCGACGAUGUUAGCUACAAUCACCUCCAGAAGUUCUGGAAUGAGCUGUCUCCACAAGCUCGACAGGAGCUUCUGAGGAUUGACAAACAAACUCUCUUUGAACAAGCACGUAAGAACAUGUAUUGUUCUCGAUGCAAUGGGUUAUUGCUAGAAGGGUUUAUGCAGAUUGUUAUGUAUGGGAAAUCUUUGCAACAGGAGCGACCAAAUGGGCACCUCCUCUCCAACAGAUCAGGAGCCUCAAUAAAUCAAAACGAUGGUGAAUCGAUGAUCAUAAAUCAAGAUGAAAUUCAAGAUCCUUCUGUCCACCCUUGGGGAGGUCUAAUCACGACAAAAGACAGCUCACUUACACUUAUGGAUUGCUAUUUGUAUUCAAUGUCACUCAAGGGGCUCCAAAAUGUAUUUGACAGCGCACGUGCCAGGGAACGAGAAAGGGAAUUACUAUAUCCAGAUGCCUGUGGUGGGGGAGGUCGAGGAUGGAUCAGCCAAGGACUGGUAGGUUAUGGCAGAGGACAUGGAACAAGGGAAACAUGUGCACUGCACACUGCCAGACUAUCAUGUGACACAUUGGUUGACUUUUGGUCAGCACUUGGAGAAGAAACUCGUCAAUCCCUUUUAAGAAUGAAGGAAGAAGAUUUUAUCGAGAGGCUCAUGUACAGAGAUUGCAGAAGAAAUGUUAUUCGUGAGUUCAAGGAACUGAAGGAACUGAAGCGCAUGCGGAAAGAACCUCGGUGCACUAGUUGGUUUUGUGUUGCAGAUACAGCCUUUCAAUAUGAGGUAUCUGAUGACACAGUCCAAGCUGAUUGGCGCCAUACUUUUGCUGACACUGUUGGGACAUACCAUCAUUUUGAGUGGGCCGUUGGAACAGGUGAAGGAAAAUGUGAUAUUCUUGAAUUUGAAAAUGUCGGCAUGAAUGGAAGUGUUAAGGUAGAUGGUCUAGAUCUUGGUGGUGUUAGUGCAUGCUUCAUCACCUUGAGGGCUUGGAAAUUAGAUGGCCGCUGCACUGAGCUUUCUGUAAAAGCUCAUGCAUUGAAAGGUGGACAAUGCGUCCAUUGCAGGCUUGUAGUUGGGGAUGGCUUUGUAACAAUAACAAGAGGUGAAAGCAUCAGAAGAUUUUUUGAGCAUGCUGAAGAAGCAGAAGAAGAAGAGGAUGAUGAUUCCAUGGACAAGGAUGGAAACGAGCUGGAUGGAGAGUGUUCCCGUCCCCAAAAACAUGCGAAGAGUCCAGAACUUGCUCGAGAAUUUCUACUAGAUGCUGCAACGGUUAUUUUCAAGGAACAGGUUGAGAAAGCCUUUAGAGAAGGAACAGCACGCCAAAAUGCACAUAGUAUCUUUGUUUGUCUAGCACUAAAGCUGUUGGAAGAACGAGUUCAUGUUGCGUGCAAAGAAAUUAUUACAUUAGAGAAGCAGAUGAAACUUCUUGAAGAAGAAGAGAAAGAAAAACGUGAAGAAGAAGAACGUAAAGAGAGGAGAAGAACAAAAGAAAGGGAGAAAAAGCUUCGAAGGAAGGAAAGGUUAAAAGGAAAAGAAAAGGAUAAGGACAAAAACUUUUCUGAACUAAAUAAAUCUUCUGAUCAUCCUGAUGUCCCAAAGGAAGAUUCAUUAUUAGCUGUUGAUGAGGAGGCACAUAAUUCCGUUAGCUGCAGCAAUUUAAUUGGCCAAGCAUGUGAUAAUGUUCCGUCCAGGCCAGGAUCUCCUGAUAUUCAAGAUGAGCUAUUUUCAAAUAGUUAUACGGAUUUAAAAGCACAAUACUCCUAUGAUUAUCAUGAUGAGGAUCUUAAUUUGAAAGAUGAGAAUGGUUCUUUUACUGUUGAACAAUCAAAGUUUUCCUAUCGAAGAUCAAAGUUUUGGAAAGAAGGUCAAACAGAUCAAUCUUUGAAAUGGUCUGACAGGCGCCGAUUUGCAGUUGUCCAAGAGAACUGUGCUGUGCCAAAUAGAUCUGAUUUAAGAUGUUUUGGUGAGAAUUUAGAGACUCCAAGGGCCAUCAAUUUAUCCAACAGGCAAUUAAGGGCAAAUGGCACAAAGUCAAUUAGUCGACAUUGCGGUACUAAGUUUCACUGCUGCAGCAAUGGAAGAACAGUUGAGAGAUAUGACUACCAUUCUUGCAGCUGUAACCAAAAUACUGAAUAUAGAGCAAAGGUUGAGCCGCAUGUUUCUGCAAGCAAAGUUGGCCGGGAGACAAAAUCAGGUAGUAAGUCAGAGUCUACUUUGGAGAUGUCCAAACAAUUUUAUCGUGGCAUUAAAUACAACCAAAUAGAUCACACACGCGAUAGUUGUGGAAGAUCCAAAAGCAAAUUCAGCUCUGUGAAUAAUCCCUCCAGUAGAGAUUUACUUCAUUCCAAGAAAGUUUGGGAACCCUUGGAAUCUCAAAAGAAAUAUGCCAGAAGUAAUUUAGAUUCUGAUGUUACCUUGAAAUCAUCAGCUUUAAAGGUCGAGGGAUCAGAACCUAAUAAUAGUCUCAUAAGAUCAUCUGGUGUUAGAUGUUCAGCUGAGUUUAUCGUAAAUUCAUGUAAAAUUGAUGAAGAGGGUGAUGAUUUAAAGGAAUCAACUAACUCGACCACUGAUAUUUAUACAAGCUGCCAAGAUGAAAAACAGGAUUUUCACAACUCUAAGAAAGGUGCUCGUGAGGAAAUCAGAUUGUGUCAGGACCAUUCUGCACUAAAUUCUUAUAACCCAACAUCACAUGGGAUUCCCGAUCGUGUUGUGGGUAUCAGUUCCAGUUCUGAUAAUUGUUCAUCAUGUCUAAGUGAGGGUGACAGCAAUACAGCUUCUUCAAGUAUUGGGAACCAUGAUUCCUCAUCAACUUCAGAUUCAGAAGAUUCCAGCCAGCAAUUCGAUGGAAAGGAAACUUCGAUUUCCAUUCAAAAUGAUGUCUCAGAUUGCCAUGUAGUCAGGAUGGAGACAAAUCAGAAGGCAGAUGGAGGAGAUCAAUUGGGAGGCAGAACAUGUGUGAGUGCACAGAAUGGGACAGGAAGUAAUGUUCCUGGGACUACACCAAAAAUUGCUCAUGCUUUUGAUAAUGGUUUAUCUGCUGUUAGUAUGGCUUCUCAGCACCAAAACGUGGUGUCUCCAAUGCAUAACCAAAAUAAUAUACACUUCCCAGUGUUUCAGGCUCCUUCGACAGUGGGUUACUAUCAUCAAAAUCCAGUUUCAUGGCCUGCGGCUCCCAACAACGGGAUUAUGCCUUUCUCCCAUGCCAAUCACUAUAUGUAUGCAGGGCCUCUUGGUUACAGUAUAAAUGGAAAUUCACGGUUCUGCAUGCAGUAUAGUCCCGUGCAGCAUCUGCCUACUCCUUUGUUUGCCCCUGGUCCUGUGCCAUUUUAUCAGCCAAUUGCCAAAGCAAAUGUAAUCAAUUCAGAGGAGCAGACCCAGAUUUCUAAGCCACAUGCAGUGCAGGAAGCAUCAAAUGCAGCAACUGAAGAGAGCACAAAUUCAGUUGGAGCUCAUUCAACACAAACAGCACUGAGUGGAGAAAUUUGUCAAAGCAAUGAUUCUGGAAAAUUGCAUACCAGCGACAAUAGCUUUUCCUUGUUCCAUUUUGGCGGGCCUGUGGCUCUUUCAACAGGAUGUAACUCGAUUCCCGUGCCUUCCAAAGAAGAGAUUGUUGGUGAUUUUUCUUCCAAAGCUCCAACAAAUAAUGGUGAGAAUAAUCCAGCUUGCAAUAAGAACAAAACCACUGUUGAAGAAUACAACUUGUUUGCAGCAAGUAAUGGCAUAAGGUUUUCAUUCUUUUGAUAUAGUUGUGAGAAGAUCUGAUGUGGCUCUUCAGAAGCUCAGAGUUUGAGAUAUUUGGUCUUUGGUACACAAUAAGCUUCCUUUGGUGGGAAAAUUUAAACUAAAAGAGAGAAAACAAAGCAAACAUAAAUUUGAGGUUAUUUCAUAUUUCGUUUUUUUAUCCAAUUUGUCUCAUUAUUUUUCCUCUGUAGAGAAAAAAGGUUGGGAGAGUGGUAUAUUUGUUCACAAGGUUCUGUAAGAGGUCAGUUUUUUAUUUUUUAUUUUUUUUCCUUAUCUUUUCUUCCUCAAUGAUGAAUCAUUUACGAGUAAUGAGUUUUGUUUUGGCGCAUGGAAAACAGGAAAAAAAAAAGAAAAAAAAAAGAAAGAGUAUUGAAAACUUUUGUUUUGGGAUUUUGAGCUUCCUAAAACAAUAUUGCUUAUUAA